Molecule: messenger RNA, 1178 nt
Organism: Monoraphidium neglectum
Lineage: Eukaryota; Viridiplantae; Chlorophyta; Chlorophyceae; Sphaeropleales; Selenastraceae
Exons: 1
Source: RefSeq, a predicted model, not a curated record
CCCUUCUCUGGGACGCUGGCGGCACUCAGGAGCUCUGCCGCGUUCUGUCCGUCCACGCCAACGGCAACGGCAAUCAGCUCCUGGUCCAAUAUGCCCUCACAUCCCUGCAGCACCUAGCAGACACGGAGCUGCGACCCCAGGUGCCAGCGGCGGUUCUUCCCACCCUGCUGUCCUUGAUGGGACGCCCCAUGUUUGCCAAGACGAGCGUCGGCAGCAAAGCGCUGCAGACCAUCGGGCUGCUCUCACUCCGUGACGGCCAGGGGACGGCGUUGCUUGCGCAUCUUUUGGCUUCUUCGCCCGUGGCGCUGGGCAACCUAGCAGCACUAUUGCACGCCAAGGUGCCGCCAGGUGAUGUAUCGCCUCUGUCAGCACGAUCUGCGCAAUUGGAGGGACCCGGCGAGCCCCAAGAGGACGCGCCGGUGGUGGGGGUGGCCCCUGAACUUACCGCAGCCACCUGUGCGGCAAGCCUCUUCUGCAGCGUGUUAUCAGGGCCCGGGGCAGACCCCGAGCACGCGCGAAUCAUCGCGGACGCACUGCUGCCGCCUGCAGCCGCAGCCCUCCAGCGCGUGGCCGAAUCCGCGUUUGCCAGCUCCGGUCACGGCGCCGCUUGGCCCUCUUACGUGGCUCAAGUUGUUGAGGCGGCGCUGUCGCGCGCAGGAGAAUCCGUUGCGGCGGCCGCAGAUCGCGUGCUGGAUGCGGCACCUGGCCUCACACAGGAUCUUGAACAGCUGCUCGCCCUCCCUUUCUGGGAUGGCGCCUCCACUUACACGGUCCACCCCAGCGCGCAGCCAAGCGGGGCAGCAAGCUGGGAGGAAGCUCCGCAGCAGUCUGGAAACUCCAAGGCUGUCGUGCAGCGGCUUUGCACGCGGCUUCAAGAGGCAGACAGCCGGCGCCGGCUGCGACCGCAAAUGCAACUGGAGCAGCGUCUGCAAAAGCGGCGUCAGCAACAGCCGGGGCCCCGACUGCAGCUUCAGCCACCAGCACAGCAACAGGAGCCGCCCAUGCCGGCCUGCGCUGGCUGUGGCAGGGCCGAGGCGGCCGGCAGCGGCGUGCGGCUGCGGCCUUGCCGCGGCUGCCGGCGGGUGCGUUACUGCGGUGAGGAGUGCAUGAGGCGGCAGUGGCCCGGCCACCGCGCUGCCUGCAAGGCGGCGCAGGCAGCUGCACAGCAAAGGGAGUGA